UGGAGUGACCGCUGCAAAGCUGAGAGUUGAGAAAACAUCAUGCAUACCCAGAGAGACGAAAACACCGGGAGUAAAGACGUCAAAGUGAAGAUGGACUAUCAGUCUGGAUAUUAUUCAGAUGAACUUAGGGUUCAGGAGGUUCCAGCCUCCUUCGACUUCAUAUCAUACGACGGUUACCAAGAUGACCUGUCUCUCCAGUUGGACAGUAAAAUGGCCCCGGCCCCCACCUACCUGCAGCCCUACAGACCAUCUGACCUGUACCUCCACAAAGGCAGCCUCCUCGACCUCGACACAUACCCAGAAUUCAACUGGGUCUCCUCGUACCCCAAUGGUGAGCUGGACCCUCCGUCAGACCUCCAGGUCUCCAGCCCGGUGUUCUCUGGCCUGCUGCCUCAACACGGUGCCCCGAGCCCAGCUGCAGAGCCAAGCAACAGCCCCUUCCUGCCAGGAGCACCAGGGAACACUCUACUAAUUCCAGACGACAGUGAGCAGAGAUACUCGCACCGAGCUGAUCUUUACGACACCCAGAACCAGCCCUUCUUCUGGGCCGACUACCAGCCGCUCCAAGCCACUUCCUGUCCAUUCCAAGCCCCUUCCUGUCCGCUCCAAGCAACUUCCUGUCCGCUCGAUGCAGGGCCCAGGGAGCAGCACUGCCUCCGUGUGGCCAAACGCAAAAACACACAAAACACACACUUACAGGGGGCCGACCGAGACAGACAUGUUGGGAUGUCAGCCUACCCUGGCUCGGGACCCAUCCAGCUGUGGCAGUUCCUCCUGGAGCUGCUGCUGGACUCAGCGUGCCGCAGCUUCAUCACUUGGACCGGCGACGGGUGGGAGUUCAAGAUGUCUGACCCCUCAGAGGUGGCUAAGCGAUGGGGCCAGUGUAAGAACAAGCCCAAGAUGAACUAUGAGAAGCUGAGCCGCGGCCUGCGCUACUACUACCAUAAGAACAUCAUCCACAAGACGGCGGGGAAGCGCUACGUCUACCGCUUCGUCUGUGACGUGCAAGGCAUGCUGGGUAGAACAGCGCAGGAGGUGUUGGAAAGUUUGAACGUUGUGCCGGCGGCGUCGUGGCAACAGGAGGCGGAGUCAACAUCAGAGCAUAGCAACCAAACAUAUGGCUCACAAUAGGGGGCGCUGCCGGACUGUCGUUUCUACACGAGAGACACGACCAGCAGAUAUAUCUGCCCUGCUCCAACACGACUCCAAUUAAAGUAGUGCAGAGUAAAGUUUACUUUAAUACUGCAACAUAAAGUCUAGUCUACUUUAAAUUGCAACAUAAAGUUUCCUUUAAUACUUAAAAAUAAAGUUGAUCUUAAUACGGUUACAUAAGUUGACUUUAAUAUUGCAACAUAAGUUUACUUUAAUAGGCCUACUGCCACAUAAAGUGUACUGUAAGUACUUGGCUAGGAUGGUCAGUACAGCAUCUGUAUUUGUAAUUUAUGUUCAUAUGUUUUCUAGUUGCAACUAUCUACCUCAAUGAGUAGCCUAAACACCUUCAUGUAAAGAAUAAUGUGUAAUUUGUUGUGUAAAUAAAUUAAUAAAUAAGUAAUGUUU
Molecule: messenger RNA, 1557 nt
Organism: Gadus morhua (Atlantic cod)
Lineage: Eukaryota; Metazoa; Chordata; Actinopteri; Gadiformes; Gadidae
Gene: etsrp
Product: ETS1-related protein
Exons: 7
Coding region: 40-1131 (363 amino acids)
Biological process (GO): cell differentiation; regulation of transcription by RNA polymerase II
Cellular component (GO): nucleus
Molecular function (GO): DNA-binding transcription factor activity, RNA polymerase II-specific; sequence-specific DNA binding
Source: RefSeq, a predicted model, not a curated record